GGGAAUAGUUUUAACACUUUUUUUUUUUCUUAUAAAUUGUGUCGACUGUCGAGUAUAUAUAUGCUGUCAGAAUCUCCGGCAGAUUUCAUUUUCUCAUUGCACACACACACUCUUUGCUGCUUAAUUGCCGCCAUUGCAAAAAUGGGAAACCGUCGGAACACGGUGGUUGCUAUCAGCGACGACGACGACGAUGUACCGAUUUCGCGUGUUACACGCGCCUCGCGUAACGGUGGCGGAGAAGAGAAAUUGAAUCAGCGGAAACGGAAGAAAAUGAAACUGGAGGAAGAGGAAGAAGAGGAAAGGGAAAAGGAAAAGCCGAAGGUGAAGGAGGAAGAGGAGAGAGGGAGAGGGAAGAGAGUGAAAAAGCCGAAGAAAGUUGAUGAAGAAGAGGUGGAGGUUGAAGAAGCGGAGGCAGUAGAGGAGGAGGAGGAGCAGGAGCAGUUGGAAGAUGCUAAGCCGAUUGGCGAGGUUGUCAAGGUUACUGGAAAAGGAAAAGGAAGGAGAAAUCAUUACGAGUCGUUUGAGCAUGAUGGAAAUAGCUAUGAACUUGAGGAUCCUGUGCUAUUGAUUCCAGAAGAAAAAAAUCAGAAGCCUUAUGUGGCAAUUAUCAAGGAUAUUACUCAGACCAAGGAUGGCAACAUGAUGGUCACAGGACAGUGGUUUUACCGACCUGAGGAAGCAGUAAAAAGAGCUGGUGGAAAUUGGCAAUCACGAGACACGAGGGAAUUGUUCUAUAGUUUUCACCGAGAUGAGGUCCCGGCGGAGUCGGUCAUGCACAAGUGUGUGGUGCACUUUGUCCCGUUGAACAAGCAGAUUCCAAAAAGGAAAGAGCAUCCUGGUUUUUUUGUUCAGAAGGUAUAUGAUACUGAACAGAUGAGGCUUUUCAAGUUAACAGAUAAGGACUAUGAAGAUACCAAACAGCAUGAGAUUGAUCUGCUUGUUCAGAAGACUAUAGCACGAGUUGGGCAUCUUCCUGACCUUGAAACUGAGGAUAAUUCUGUAGCUCCUGUUAGUCAGGAAGACCAAUUGAAAAGUAAACGACUUUUGAGGAAGAAGAGCAUGAUGUCUUUGGAUGUCACCAGAGACGAUGAAGCACCAUCUAGAUCUGGUCAGCCUACAGCAGAAACUCCAGGCAGUUGUGCCAAUAAUGCUUCAGAAUACUUCAUCAUCCUUUCAAACUUCAAAGUCCUAACAGGUGAAACACAGCGUGACAAAUGGCUGGAAAAACUGCUGCAAUCAAUUCAGUAUUUCUGCAGCCCCGUGGAUAAUGCACAAUAUGAUGGUAAAGAAAAAGGGGGCUCAGAUCCUGCUGAUCCUACUGGUAACACAGAUUCUGCAAAACAUGUGAAUGAGUCUCUAGACAACAGUGCUGACGGUGAUGUGUUCCGAUGGCCAGACAGUGUUGUCCCUGCUGUGGUCUCUCUAGAGAAAGCUGCACACGAGGUCCUCUCAUCUGAUUUUCAGAAGUACAAUCAGAAGAUGAGGCAGUUAACAUUCAAUCUUAAGAACACCUCACUCUUAGCACGCCGUCUUCUGAAAGGGGAGUUGGAUCCCUCUCAGAUACUGAACAUGUCCCCAAAUGAGCUAAAGGAAGCUCUAACAGCAGAAGAGUUAGCAAGCAGGGAGCCCGAGAAGCCAGAGCCCAUACAGAUGACUGAUGCUCGUUGCAAAAGAUGCGCAGAGAAAAAAGUGCGGCUCAUGGAGAUUAUUCAGGCUGGGCAUGGAGAUCGUUACUCGCUGGAGUGUGUUGCUUGCGGCAAUUCUUGGUAUGCUUCUAGGGACGAAGCUGCUAGCCUCACAAUUGGGCCAAAUUUGGCAAAGAGUGUUGGAGCAGAACCAUUGGCCACUGCUAAGUUCGAAGAUGUAGAGAAGAACUUAACGAGUCCACGAAGAGCUGAUAAAGAAGCUAGUGACAUUCUAAAGAACACAACUGAAGCUUACAUGCCGGUUCUAGAUAGCCAGAAAUCACUUAACAAGACCAAGCCUGAAGACAGCACUACUACUAGUAAUGCUGACUGAAUCGUCCGCCAGUUUCUCAGUCCAUUUUAGACAACCAUCUCCGAUGAGUAAUAGAUAGUGCACAUAGAUACAGUUCUUUUUACUGUUUACAGGGUUCUUGCUGGUAUACAUAUAUGGGGUGGUUGAAAAAUCAUAGUCUUGAUAGAAAUUCAAUAGUGAAGGGUGCGACAACUUGGUAUGGUGUUCUGUUCGCUUUCUUAGUAUUGUAAAAUCUGCACAGUUGUAAAAGGUAGGCUGAGGUUGAUGGGUAUAAUGUUAUGUAGUUUUGGUUUA
Capsicum annuum is the source of this 2292-nucleotide messenger RNA. RefSeq lists its product as uncharacterized. Lineage: Eukaryota; Viridiplantae; Streptophyta; Magnoliopsida; Solanales; Solanaceae. The record is from RefSeq and is a predicted model, not a curated record. Bases 61 to 2019 code for a protein of 652 amino acids. The transcript has 8 exons. Gene Ontology annotation, biological process: DNA-templated transcription. Gene Ontology annotation, molecular function: chromatin binding.